UUAUUCUACCAUGUAAAGUUUUAACUAAUUUCCUAUUCCUCUACUGACUCUGAGAGAUAAAAGGCUGCAAAUAUGUCUAUUUUUUUGGUCAUUUAUUUUCUGCCAUUCACUUGAUUCCUUCUACCUUCAAUUAUCAUUUCUUCAUUUUCAUUUCCCUUUUUAUCCCAAACAAAAUCUUCCCCUGACAUGCUUUGAUUUUUGCAUUUUUUUCGUUCUUAAAUUCUUUUUCCUUUUUGCAUGUCAUUAUCUGAAUAGCAUUUUUAAUGCAAAGUUUCAGAGUUUCUGUUUUUGCAUGAUUGAUUUUCUUAUUAUUGGAACAAAAAUGGCAGUAGAACUUUGCUCAGACAAUUGUGGCAUCAGUCCAAGGAUUUCAUUUUCUCUUGAUCUUUGUCAUUUCGAUGAUGUCCCUGUUGAACAACGCCCUUUCCGUUCUAAGCCUUCUUCCUUGAAUUCAAGCGUUGAUUUUGAUUUCGGCGUUGGUGAAACCUUCGAACAAGAAGCGCCCUCCGCCGAUGAACUUUUCUCCGACGGUAAAAUCCUUCCCACUGACAUCAAGAAGAGCAACCCCUCUAAACAAACUGACCACUCUUCUUCACCACCACCGCCGCCAUUGCCACCUCAGAAAGCAGCAGAAAGCUCGAAAGAAGAAGAGAAGCAAAGUUCAAAGUCAACUUCAUUUUGGGGUUUCAAAAGGAGUAGUAGCUUCAGCUGUGGGAGUGGUUAUGGCAGAAGCUUAUGUCCUUUACCACUUUUGUCAAGAAGCAAUUCAACUGGUUCUACACCAAAUGUUAAACACCCUUCGCCCAAUAACCCUAAACACAUCCAUUCACAUAAACAUGCUGCUGCUAAUGCUAUUACUAAUCCAUCUUUCAAGUUUUCCACAAGUUCUCAUCAAAAGCCUCCACUGAAGAAGACUGCUUAUAAGCCUUAUUACGGUAAUGGUGUUCAUCCUGUUCUCAAUGUUCCUUCUGGUAAUUUGUUCGGUUUAGGUUCGAUCUUCUUCAAUGGCAACAAAGCUAAGAACAGCUGCAAGAGGAAAUGAUAUGAUCCAUACAUGGAUUUGAUCCUUGUUAAUUACCCAUUUGAGAGAAAAAAAUGCAAAUAGAGAUUGGGGUUAAGAAGACAACAAAAGAAGAUGGAAAUGUCAAUUGGGGGGGGGGGGGGGGCAGGGACCAGGGGUGGAAAGAUAUAAUUCAUGGAACCUGCUUUGGGAAAACAAAAUGACAGGUACCACUGCUUUCAUGGUUGUCACAUGUUGGUUUUUUCUUUUUUUUUUCUAUAAUUUCCUUUUUCCCAUUAACUUUUUUCCAUGAUGUGUUUCUCAAGAUUAUUAGACCUCAUUUUGUUUCUCUUUAGCGCAAGUGCAAGUUUGUUGGUGACUGCUAUCCUGGAAAUGCUUCUUGAUUUUGGGUAUAUAUAUUUACUUACUGCUGGACUAUAAUGUAACUCAUAUGUUUUACUCAUAAUUUCCAAUUAAUUUUAGAUAAGCUGUUUGAUAGUUUA
Messenger RNA from Gossypium raimondii (Peruvian cotton), 1503 nucleotides. RefSeq lists its product as uncharacterized. The coding region runs from base 293 to 1042 and encodes 249 amino acids. The transcript has a single exon. The record is from RefSeq and is a predicted model, not a curated record. Lineage: Eukaryota; Viridiplantae; Streptophyta; Magnoliopsida; Malvales; Malvaceae.